Messenger RNA from Punica granatum (pomegranate), 1821 nucleotides. Lineage: Eukaryota; Viridiplantae; Streptophyta; Magnoliopsida; Myrtales; Lythraceae. The record is from RefSeq and is a predicted model, not a curated record.
GGGGGUGGGGGGAUGGUCUGAGGCCAACUCAAAUUCAUUCCAUAAUUAGAGGGGCAAAUUGCAUUUUUAAUUUUUAAAUUUUAACACUUUCAUAUUUUCUCACUUCCUUGUUCAAAUUGUCGUAGCCCUUUUACCUCGCUCUAGCCGUCGUCGUAUUCUUGUUCUUCUUCUCACGGUCACCAGACUGCCCGCCGUCGCUCGCCAAUCGCCAUUACCUGACGGCGCCACGGCAGCCAGAGUCAGCCAGAGACCCUGAUCUGAUCAAGGUUAUAGAUUAGGGCUUUCCCUUCUUCCUUCACUUCCGCCAGGCCGUCUGUCUCAGUCUCGACUCCUCCACUGAACUUUCAGUCUUUCAUCGUCUUCAGACUCAAGGUGCAGAUAGACUUGACUUAUGGGCGCGACCCAAAUCAGCAGCAUUUCGUCUCUCUGGUCCGUCAAGUCUAACCAUACUCAAAGACCCAUUUCGCCGAUUGAGGCAAAUCAAAGGAGGUUUCUUCCAAUGGCCUCAACCGUAGGCGUGGAGCACACAAGUGAGUCGAAGCAGAGACUGACUGGUGAUAAGUUCAUUCGACCCCACUUAAGAAAACUGUCCCCUUAUCAGCCCAUUCUGCCUUUUGAGGUUCUGUCUACUCGUCUAGGAAGAAAGCCUGAGGAUAUUAUCAAAUUAGAUGCAAAUGAGAACCCAUAUGGCCCUCCUCCAGAGGUGUUUGAGGCUCUGGGGUCAAUGAAGUUUCCCUAUAUAUACCCUGAUCCGGAGAGCCGUAGAUUACGUGCUGCUCUUUCUGAAGAUUCUGGUCUUGAAGCUGAUCACAUUCUUGCAGGGUGUGGUGCAGAUGAGCUCAUUGAUCUAAUUAUGCGAUGUGUACUGGAUCCUGGUGAUAAGAUCGUGGAUUGUCCUCCGACCUUUACAAUGUAUGAAUUUGAUGCUGCAGUAAAUGCGGCAGAUGUAAUCAAAGUGCCAAGGAAAUCAGAUUUUAGCUUGAACGUGGAACUGAUUGCUGAUGUUGUGGAGAAAGAGAAACCCAAGUGCAUAUUCCUAACAUCUCCAAACAAUCCUGAUGGGAGCAUAAUUAACGAUGAAGACCUCUUGAAAAUCCUGGAUCUCCCGGUAUUGGUGGUGUUGGAUGAAGCAUAUAUUGAGUUUUCACAGAUUGAAUCUCGAAUGAAAUGGGUUAAGAAGCACGAGAAUUUGAUUGUUCUCCGUACAUUCAGCAAAAGAGCUGGGCUAGCUGGACUACGCGUGGGUUAUGGAGCAUUUCCUUUGAGCAUUAUUGAGUAUCUAUGGCGAGCGAAGCAGCCAUAUAAUGUGUCCGUCGCGGCUGAACUAUCAGCCUGUGCAGCAUUGCAGAAUCCUGCAUAUUUAGAGAAAGUAAAGGAUGCUUUGGUACGAGAGCGAGAAAGGCUUUAUCUGCUGCUGAAGGGUGUACCAUUUCUCAAUCCAUACCCCAGCCACUCGAAUUUCAUUCUUUGUGGGGUCAAAUCAGGAAUGGAUGCUAAAAAGUUGAAGGAGGAACUUGCUAAGAUGGGUGUAAUGAUACGUCACUAUGAUAAGAAGGAACUGAAGGGAUAUGUCCGGAUCUCAGUCGGGAUGCCUGAGCACACUGAUAUUUUGAUGGACUGCCUCCGCCGUGUAUGUUGAUCUUGUACUGUUUAUGGAUCUCCGUUUAUUGUUUGGGGAGAAAGUAGAUGACAUUGGGAUUCAUUUCUAGUUUCAGUUUGCUUACAUAAUGUUUAUUGUAACAUUAGAUACGAUUGACAAACAAAAAGGGAAUUAUCCUUUUCCGGAUUAAUAGAGAAGGAAGUUUUAGUUACUCUGUUGAA